Messenger RNA from Cololabis saira (Pacific saury), 1773 nucleotides. RefSeq names its product glyoxalase domain containing 4 (gene glod4). Lineage: Eukaryota; Metazoa; Chordata; Actinopteri; Beloniformes; Belonidae. The record is from RefSeq and is a predicted model, not a curated record. The transcript is spliced from 9 exons. The coding region runs from base 46 to 942 and encodes 298 amino acids.
CGAGGGAAUCGAUCGUGAGGAUUCAGGCGUACCUGUCAAAUAAACAUGGCUUUGAGACGAGCACUGCAUUUCGUUUUCAAAGUUGGUGACCGGGCCAAAACAUCCACUUUUUACCGAGAUGUUCUGGGCAUGACGGUUUUACGACAUGAAGAGUUUGAGGAAGGCUGCAAAGCUUCUUGCAAUGGUCCUUACGACGGGAAAUGGAGCAAAACUAUGGUUGGCUUUGGCCCAGAGGAUGACCACUUCGUUGCUGAACUGACAUACAAUUAUGGGGUCGGAGAGUAUCAGCUUGGGAAUGACAUCUUGGGUAUCACCCUGCAGUCCAGCCGAGCUGUGAGCAAUGCCAAACGCCUCGGUUGGCCUCUCACGGAGGUGGAUGAGGCUCUGUAUCUGACUCAGGCUCCAGGAGGAUAUCCCUUCUACCUUGUGGAUAAAGAGCAGCCUCCUCAUGAUCCUGUGCAGAAAGUUUGCCUCGGUGUGUCAGACCUGCAGAGAUCAGUUCACUACUGGACUACACUCUUGGGUAUGGCGGUAAUGGGCAAAAAUGAGGACAAGAAGACAGUGCUGUUGGGAUUCACAGACUCUCAAUGUAAACUAGAACUUCGGGAUGUCGGUGGGACAGUUGACCAUGGAACAGCAUUUGGGAGAAUAGCAUUUUCAUGCCCACGAGAGCAAUUGCCAGAUCUUGAAGCCUUGUUGAAAAAGGAAAACCAGAAAAUUCUCACUCCGCUAGUUAGUCUGGACACUCCUGGAAAAGCCACGGUGGAAGUGGUUAUUUUAGCUGACCCGGAUGGCCAUGAGAUUUGUUUUGUGGGAGAUGAGGCGUUCAGGCAACUAUCUGCUGUGGACCCUAAAGGAAAAGAGUUGCUUGAUAAAGCAAUGGCUGAGGAUAAAAGUGAUGAGUGGUUUGCAAAACACAAGAAACAGAAGGCCGCUGCUUGAGAUGGAGAGGAUUGGCUGUAAAACUGUCCACCUGUACGUGUCAACAGCUGAUGUGAUAAUGAGUUGCUAAACAAGACACUAACAGCAUGAAUCCCGUAAUUUCAAUUAGGUUCUGCUUAGACUGGCUGUGGGAGCGAUUUCCCUGAAAAGGCUUGCCAGAAGGCGCUGGAAUGGACCAAUUCAUCAAUGAUUGAUGUUUUUUCCAGUAAAUGAUACAUAGAUGUUGCAAUUUUUUUUUUUUUUAUGAAACUUAUUCUUUUAAAUUAAAAGCAUUGGCAAGACCAUGACAUGAAUUUUGUUGUUGUAAAUCUUUCAGCUCCUCUAUCCAUUGUGACAUAUUCAAUCAUAAUUAAGAGUAAUUCAGCAGUAGAUUGAUUUAUAGAGAAAUGUUUGUAAAACUCUUGGCAGUCAUUAGAUUAGAUUAGAUUAGAUUCAACUUUAUUGUCAUUGCACAGAGUACACGUACUGAGACAACGAAAUGCAGUUGGUAUCUAACCAGAAGUGCAAAGAAGCAGAAAAGAGAGGAAUGUACAGUCGUAUAAAAUAAUGAGAUACAGUGUGAGCAAAGUGAGCAGCAGUUUUGUAAACUGUGACAAACUAUGAAAGGAUAUAUACAGUAUGAAAGAUAUGUACAAUACAGUAAAGUAGUAGUGUUGGGGUGGUGGUAGUCUAGUGGCUACAGAGGUGGGCUUGUGACUGGAGGAGCCAGGUUCAAGCGCCAGAAUGGCAAACAAUGAACCAGAUGAACCACCUUCGGCCCCUGAGAAAGAUCCUUAACCUUAAUUGCUCAAUAAAAUGGUCUGUCCCAGUUGCCUGAUUGUCUCAGAUGUA